Molecule: messenger RNA, 462 nt
Organism: Aspergillus thermomutatus
Lineage: Eukaryota; Fungi; Ascomycota; Eurotiomycetes; Eurotiales; Aspergillaceae
Exons: 1
Coding region: 1-462 (153 amino acids)
Source: RefSeq, a predicted model, not a curated record
AUGGUGGUCAUCGAGGAAAAGAACACCUACGAGGGAUACUGUGCUCAGGUAAAGGGUGUCACUGAUCGUCUCGCUGAACUCCAACAUCUGAACGGCAACAACCGUGCUUCACAGAGCCCUCAUACCGCGAACAAGGGAAACAACAACAAUGGAAACAAGAUUGAAUCUCAGGGACUGAAUAGGACCUCCUCCAGCGUGGGGGGCAAUACUAUGGACUGGGAACCGAGUGUCGCGAGCAACGCUAAGCGAGCUAAGUGGGUGAGCAAGGAGGAGCUGCAACGUCGUCGCGAUAAGGGGUUAUGCCUGCGCUGCGGCUCAGCUCAGCAUCAUGUCGCCAACUGCCCUUUCCGUGCUCCUCACCGGCUUGGACCAAAGGUCGCCGAAGUGAAGGUUGAUGACGCUAUUUUGGAAGACGAAGUUGCCGAUGAAGGAAGGGAAUCGGGAAAUGCGGCGCCCCUGUGA